AUGUAUCCACAAGAUGACUUGAAUCUCCGCGAGACCCGCGUACCGCCACGUCCUCUGACGUCACUGCCGCACCUGCGCAGCCAUCUUGUGCUUCGAGCGAGGGGCAGAUCGCAGGCAGAACAAAACAACAGCGCGUUGCGUUACAUGGUCAGUAAUGUCCGUCAAGUGACUGAAUCCGACGAGAAGACAGUGUUGAGUAAAAAAAAAAAAAAAAUUUAUGAUGUCACGGAUCAGGAAUCAUAUAACAAUGUGAAACAGUGGCUCCAGGAAAUAGACCGCUACGCAAGCGAGAACGUUAACAAGUUGCUGGUGGGGAACAAAUGUGACCUUACCACCAAGAAAGUUGUGGACUACACAACAGCCAAGGAAUUUGCUGACUCUUUAGCAAUCCCCUUCCUUGAGACGAGCGCUAAGAAUGCCACAAAUGUGGAGCAGGCCUUCAUGACUAUGGCUGCUGAGAUCAAGAAGCGCAUGGGCCCUGGAGCAACAACCGGAGGAGACAAGCCCAACCUGAAGAUCGAGAGCACUCCUGUGCGGCAGUCUGGCGGCGGCUGCUGUUGAAGAGCCUGAGCGUGCACACACACAUACACACACAACCAUCCCUUUCCCUCAUUUUCAAAACGAAUUUUCUCACACACACCAAAAAAAAAAGCAUCAUUCUCACGGGAGGAACCACUGCAUUAAGAGCCAACGUUUAACAGCCUUACGGCUUCAUUUAUGACACCAUAGUCUUCUUGUUUUUAUUCUCCUUAGCCUUUCCUUUUGUGUAUGACACCUCACCCCUUUUUCCUCCCUGUGCACAUUAAUAACCCCACCCACAUCCAUAACCCCGCCUUCUGUACUUAAAGUCCAGGAUGGAGCUUUAGUACAGUCAUAUGUUCAUGUAUAGAAACAAACAAGAGCAGAUCUAGGGGCGAUUCUCAAAUCCUCCUUUUAAACAACUAGCGAGGUUGCGUUAAGAACGUUAACCCGUCUCUCUAGUAUUUCUAAUUCUCUCACACGCCGUCACUUGAAUGAGGUUUUGUGGGCGAAAGCAUGGCUUCUGGGGCUGAAUCGACAGGAAGUCAACUGCAUACAAAGUCGGCAAUAUUCUAUACUUGUUCUCAUCCUACUAGUAUAUUAUUGUUAUUAUGGUGAUUUUUAAGACUGAUUUGUUAAUUUUUUUUUUCUGUAGGUUUUUGUUUUUCUAAUGAAGGCUUGUACAAAGGCUUACUGCUGUCAUUGAUAUAGUCUGGUCAGGGAAGAGGCGGAUAUG
Molecule: messenger RNA, 1255 nt
Organism: Sinocyclocheilus grahami
Lineage: Eukaryota; Metazoa; Chordata; Actinopteri; Cypriniformes; Cyprinidae
Product: ras-related protein Rab-1A-like
Exons: 4
Coding region: 1-561 (186 amino acids)
Molecular function (GO): GTPase activity; GTP binding
Source: RefSeq, a predicted model, not a curated record